Messenger RNA from Coregonus sp. 'balchen', 11453 nucleotides. NCBI's taxonomy places the organism in Eukaryota, Metazoa, Chordata, Actinopteri, Salmoniformes, Salmonidae. The record is from the annotation of a GenBank genome assembly.
AUGAGAAAGUUGAAGAGGUUGAGAAUCCAGAAGAUGAUAAGGAUUUUGACUCAGAAGAUGAGGACAUCGGAGUAUGGUAUGAAGUGCCAAAUACAAACUGUAUAAGCCGAGAAGUGGAAGAGAGGUCGGAACCAUUUAGCUUGGACUUAGACAUAGUUUGGAAUCAAAUGACAGGGGAACCUGAAAGAGCAGACCAAGUUCUGGAAGUAAAAGAGUCCAGUCAAGAAGCUGAGGUCGCAACUGGAGUUGAAGCAGAUGAUAAUGAGGCAUCUAACUCAGUUGAAGAGAUUACAGAAGAGGAACGAGAAGUUCAGGGAGAAGUGGAAACUUCGGAGGAAAUGGAAGGACCAGGGAUAAGAAGAUCUCAGAGAGUAAAGAAAGCACCUGUAUUACUUACCUAUGAUAAACCUGGAGUUCCAAGUAUAGCCCCAGUUGUCAGAUAUUGUUCCACAUUGUACAAGUGGAUUGGAUAAGGGAAACACAAAUGUAUCUCAUUUUCAAUUAUCUAACAAGUUUUGUCUCAGCUGUAGGUUGUAGUUAAGAGUUGACACAUUUACUUGUCAUUACAUUUCACUUAUGUUUACACGUCAUGAGGACAUGCCUAUUUUGGUGGGGGGAGAGUGUAAUACCUUGCUAAAACCAAGUAUAAUAAUAAUAAUAAUAAUAAUAAUAUGCCAUUUAGCAGACGCUUUUAUCCAAAGCGACUUACAGUCAUGCGUGCAUACAUUUUUUUUUUGUGUAUGGGUGGUCCCGGGGAUCGAACCCACUACCUUGGCAUUACAAGCGCCGUGCUCUACCAGCUGAGCUACAGAGGACGGAAGUAUAGAGUUUAUUUGUUAUAAUUCAUUGGUAUUAGAUUUAAAAGGUGAUCGAAUAGCUCCUGAUUUGUAAUGUCAUUAAUGCAUUUCUUUUGAAGCAAUGUUUAAAAAAAAAUUACAAGUGAAUAGGUUGGUUUACUUUUAAGUUUAAUUUUCCCACGUAUCUCGUUAAAGUUUUGACCAAUGAGGUAACUUGUUAAGUUGUGGCCAAUGGGAGAGUGGACUGGUUGCUGGGAAAGAAAAUAGAGGGAAAAGUUGAAAGAAGGGAGAGGAGAGACGUUAGUGGGGUUGGUGAAGGAAAAAACGACCAAAGGAAACGAUAAAGAGAGAACAAAACCAUACCUACAGAGUUUUUUAAAGGGAAAUCCUGAUUUUAUUUCUAUAAGAGAGUGUUUAUUAUUUCGUUAAGAAAGACCUAGUAGAGACUGAAGCUGUGGUCGCAUUGUGGAGACAUUCGACAUCCUAGAGGUUAGCCUAGCAUCGUGCAAGACUUGGAGAGAAUUGCUUGUGACGAUCAGUUCGGGUUUCCAACGGAUGUCUGUUGCUGCUACCGAGUACUGGCUGCAUUGAUAGCUGUGUUCGCUGUGGAUCUUGUGAGGACACCUGCACGGAACUACUAUAUUGUGCUGAGGCAUUAUCUACAAGUAGUGAUUAACUACAAAUGUGGGGUGGACUUCGGGACUUUAUGUAUGUCGUCAUUUUUUUUAUGAGCUCCCAACGCGCGCCCAGGGUUUAAGCAAGCUUGCAAAUAAUUUGGACAUGGGUUGUGGAAAAAUCAUUGGGGUUUAUAAUUUUUAUUUCUUUUGAUGUGAUACAUUGAACAUUUGAUUAAUAUAGAUCUUGAACCUUAUGUCUGUUGUAUUGGUGGAGUAAUUUACUGUUUCAGUUUCAUUUAAUGCAUGGGAAAGCAUAUCCUUAUAACAAUAACCAAGUCUAUAAUCAUUCUAUCUGAAGUUAAUACCCUAUUUGUCAUUCACCCUAGCAAGUUUACAAUAGGGAUUGUUAUUGGAGAUGUCCUUCUCACCUAAUAUCCCAUGCUGUUCAGAUAUUCUAAAUAAGGUAAUAUCGUGAGAGUCAAAUUCGAGCCUGGUGAGAAGGUUACAGUUGUAUAUGGGAAGGGGAUAGGGAACCAUAGAUACCAGACCUGGACCUCAUAAUGUGUGUGUGUGUGUGUGUGUGUGUGUGUGUGUGUGUGUGUGUGUGUGUGUGUGUGUGUGUGUGUGUGUGUGUGUGUGUGUGUGUGUGUGUGUGUGAGUGUGAGUGUGUGAGUGUGUGAGUGUGAGUGUGAGUGAGUGCCGGUGUUUUUGGUGGGUGUAUUACAGAAUGACUUUGUCUCAGGGGAAAAUAUUGACUCCUAUUUAAUAUAAUCCAAAACAGUGGGAAGUAUUCUAUUUUAAUGAGCUUGUCCUAAUUGUUUGUUUAAUGAUUGUUGAUUGUCAAAACACCCAAUUUUACUCUAGCUUUUUAAAUGUUUACUCAAACUGAAUCCUUCACAUCAUGAAAUCACUGGAGUAUAACUAUGUAGAAAUAGGCUAAUUGCAUUUAUGAUGUUGGUUAUUUUCCUUAUUUCAGAUAUUCAGGACAAAGACGCUUUCAUGUUAGUAUGACCAACAUCUGCACUCUUCAUAAUAUCAAGUAGAAGAAAAGGUUUCCAAGACUCACAGUACCUGUUAUAAUGAAAGUAAGAGGGCUUAAUGUCCUACUAAGAAGGCAUUUACUUUAAAGGGUUAAUGCUUGGUCAACCUGCAGUGACAUUUUAAACUAGCAGAACCAGACAGUCAAAGCACUGGGUCUGAUGGUGUGGUGGAGGUGAUGGAAGCCCCACCUGACUGGCUGUCUCUCAGCAGGCAGACAUGAGCUACAGUACCAGCUGGGGUGGUAGGUGGUGGGCCAGCCUGGUCUGGAGGUGGAUCAGCCUGGAUGGAAACCUGAUAGAGUUAUGAGUCGUAAUGGAGACUCCAAAUCACAUCCAGCCAAGCCCCAUUCAUCAUCUGAUCCGUCAUUAAUAUCCUGGGCACACUGAGGACACAGACUGUCCCAGACUGCCCUGGGCAAACUGUGUGUGUGUGUGUGUGUGUGUGUGUGUGUGUGUGUGUGUGUGUGUGUGUGUGUGUGUGUGUGUGUGUGUGUGUGUGUAUAUGUUCCUGUUCAUGUUUCUCUGACACUCAGACCCCCCUAGCCAGACAGCCAGCAGAGGAAGGUAGGGGGAGACAGUUUUGUAUGACAGGCAACAUAUGACUGUCACUUUGUCAGAUGAUGGACUGGUGUGAUGGGCAUAGAUGAUUCCUCUCGUUUCAUUAGAUUUAUAAACCAUAUGCUUUUAUUUUCCCCUUGUUUGUUGAAAGUGUGUGUCCAUCUGCGCUUUCAGUCACAGUUUUACAGGCUGGGUAGAAGGCUGAUUCUGAAACACAUGACUGAGGACCGUCUCUAGGAUUGAAGUUGUGAGCUGCUGUUUCCAAAAAUUGUCAAAGGACUUUCCAUACUCUGUGGCUAUGUCUAGGUUGAGGACUGUAUAGUGACAGAGAGCAGUCCAUCCACUCUGCAGGCCAGGCACAGGUAGCAGCAGCAUUCUCCUCUGAGCUCAUUCACUCUGUGUGUUGCCUGCCUGUGUUCAGUAAUCCAGUCGAGCAAGGCCAAGCCAGGCUCCAAGCCUCCCAACCCCUGUCAUGGGGGACUCAGGGCCCAGAUAGGCAGCUCCACCAAUGGACUGUGGGAGUAGACAAGACCUGGUGGAGUGGACAGUAACACCAGGAAAUAUGACGCACUCUGUUAGGAUAACGAUUAUGAGUGUGAGUCUUUCAAGUGUGUGCGUGUGCGAGAGAGAGAGAGUCAGUGAGUGUGUGUUACUCUGCGACAGAGAGUAGCCAUGACUCCAUUGAAACGUCUCCAAUGUUUCUUUCUGCCUCCUCUCAGCCUCCGCUAACUCUGUUAGAACAGCACAGCUCCCCAGAGACUAGCAGGAGAGUCAGGAAUGUAAUUGGCACCGCUUAAGUGUAACUAUUGUUGCUCCGUUCCACUAAUGAAGCAGGGCUGUCUCGGCCCCCGUGUAUUUCCUCCGCUAUAAUCUAUAGUCUUGACUCAGGGAGUAAUGAACCGCUGCUGGCUCUGGCUGUUCUGGGCAGUACAACACUGCCACACUGUGGCCAAGUGGGGCAUUGCUCUGUUGGUUUACUGAAAGGGCAGUCUGUCUGCAUUUAUUCAUUCAUGUCUCUAGUUUCAGUAGUUGUUAAUCUCAGGAAGAAUGGCACUUUGAUUACAUUUACAAAUCUUCGCAGCUUGAAUGUGACUGGAGCCCUGUAUUAUAAGUAUUUCCAAGUAACACUACAAGGUAGCAAGAUGAGAAUGGCUCCACCCUCUGUUUGGUGUGUCACUGUGUUUCACAGGAAUCUCCCAAUAAAUCACUGUUUUAUAUUGUACUAUUUCUUUCUCCUACUCCUGUAAUAGUCCUUGUUCUGUUUUCUCUCCUGUGAUAGUCCUUGUUCUGUUUGCUCUCAUGUAAUAGUCCUUGUUCUGUUUGCUCUCCUGUGAUAGUCCUUGUUCUGUUUUCUCUCCUGUAAUAGUCCUUGUUCUGUUUUCUCUCCUGUAAUAGUCCUUGUUCUGUUUUCUCUCCUACUAGUCUAAUAGUUGCAGGUUUAUUUUCAUGAAUCUUGCCCAGGAGGAAGAACUGAGCCAUUUCCACUAGAUGCGCCAGCUGCAAAAUUGGUUACAUCAUAAGAAUUCAUGAAAACCAAAAUUCGCCUUUUGGUUGUAAUUUUAAGAUCAGGGUUAGGACAUUAGGCUUAACAGUGUGGUUGGGGUUUGGUUUAAAAUAAGAUUGUAUGACUUUGUGGCUGUGCCAGCUAGUGACCACUCUGCAGAGCUGCCUCCAGCGCAAGACUCAUGACAAUAAAUGCCAACCUGCGUAAUAGUCCAUGUUCUGUGUUCUCUGCUACUCUUGUAAUUGUCCAUGUUCUACGUUCUAACCUACUUAAUAGUCAAUUUUAUGUGUUCUCAUUUAAUAGUGCAUGUUCUACGUUCUCUCCUAGUCGUGUAAUAGAACAUGUUCUACGUUCUACUCGUGUAAUAGUCUGUGUUUUGUCCGUGAGCUCCCUCUCAGGUAAUGGAGGCCCUGCAUAUGGAAUGACAUGCUAAUGAGGCAGGACCGUGUUAUCUUGUCGGGGGGCCAAAUUCCGACAGUGAAUUGCGACAGUUGUAACAAAAGUAACAGAGCGUCUAUUCAGCCUGCACUAAUCCAGAUGGGAAAGUCAAACAGCAGAAAGUCCACCGCACAAACUCAUUUCAUCACGUUAUUAAUUUAGAUAUUGCCUUGCCGCUCCUGAGGAGGAAGGUGGGAAAAAAGAGUCUUCUGAAAUGACCAACAUGGCUGAGGCGUUUUGCUCUACAUGGUUCCUCCACUCCCUCUCCCGUCUUAUCGCCUUCAUUCAUCCCGCCAAUCUGGGCUGUCUUUACCCACUACAUUUCCCUUUGACACGCAUGCCUUCCCUCGCAUAAUCCUCACUCCCGGGCAGAAUUAAAAAUGGAAAAAAAGAGGAGGGAAUAGGAAGGUACAGGACAGGUGGCUGGAGAAUCCUUGAAAUAAUGUCAAUGCCAAGGACAGACAGACAGACAGACAGAGCAAUGAUUUGACCAGAUUCAAACAGGGGCUGAUAGAGUUUUUAUGGAGAGGAAAAGGUGACAGGUGGAAAUGUGUGGAGACAGAGAAGUCCCUAAAAAGCCAGGUUAUAAGAGUCCCUUCUAAAUUGUGGGGCGAGAAUGACUUCAGGGGGGAAAUAGUGGCAAGGAAGAUGAGAAUGUCAAAAUGUCAGUCUUUGUAUAUCUGAUUUGAAGAAGGAAAAUGGUCUGUGAAAGGCUGAAAUUGAGAAAGGUAGCAGCAACUAUUUUCCUGUCUUCUGCCACCACUAAGUUAAACUUUUGGCUAUUUGUGACUUCUUCCUAAUGGCCCUGCUACAAUACAGCCAUUAGGCGUCCAGCAUUGCCAUCAGCCAUUGAGGGAAUGCUUCCUUUGAAAUGAAUGAAAGCUGCUAUACUGCUCGCGUUGCGUCGCGUCCAAUGACUGUGUCCAAGCUCAAGAAUCGCUGAGGUUCAAUUCUCGAUGGUUGACUCAAGCGUUCAUUCUAUCAUGUAAAUUGAAAUAAAGUCGAUUUUUGGUUGGUUGCUGUGUAGCAGGUAGAACGUCCCAUUGACAGCACUUAGACGGUGACGCGUGUAUUGUAGCUGAAGUUUAAGAAUGGAAGACUGUUAACAUUUGUAUCUCCAAAUACCUGAGUACACAUCAGGUUAUAGGCUCAUCUAGACAUCACUUUAUAGGCUCAUCUAGACAUCAGUUUAUAGCCUCAUCUAGACAUCAGUUAAUAGCCUCAUCUAGACAUCAGGUUAUAGUCUCAUCUAGACAUCAGGUUAUAGCCUUAUCUAGACAUCAGUUUAUAGCCUUAUCUAGACAUCAGUUUAUAGCCUCAUCUAGACAUCAGUUAAUAGCCUCAUCUAGAUAUCAGGUUAUAGUCUCAUCUAGACAUCAGUUAAUAGCCUCAUCUAGACAUUAGGUUAUAGGCUCAUCUAGACAUCACUUUAUAGGCUCAUCUAGACAUCAGUUAAUAGCCUCAUCUAGACAUUAGGUUAUAGGCUCAUCUAGACAUCACUUUAUAGGCUCAUCUAGACAUCAGGUUAUAGCCUCAUCUAGACAUCAGUUUAUAGCCUGAUCUAGACAUCAGUUUAUAGCCUCAUCUAGACAUCAGUUAAUAGCCUCAUCUAGACAUCAGGUUAUAGCCUCAUCUAGACAUCAGUUUAUAGCCUCAUCUAGACAUCAGGUUAUAGCCUUAUCUAGACAUCAGUUUAUAGCCUCAUCUAGACAUCAGGUUAUAGCCUUAUCAGGAUUUACAUCCUUUGACAAAGCUUGAUAUCUCAACACAUAUGGGAAAUAACAAGCCAAUGUCGACUUGAGGUGAAGGCUGUAGGGUGAGCACUGGGUCGGGGGGGGUGCACUCUAGGUUGGGGCCUGGCUGGAGGCUGUGGGCCUGACUAGCACUGUGGGGUGGGCUGAGGCCUGGGCCUUAGGGCUGUGUCUUGGGGCUGUGGGCCUAGCAGUUGGGGGAGCGCUGUAGGGAUAGCUGUGAGGGUCAGAGCUGUGGGGUGGGUUGGCUGAGGGUGAACUGAGGGCAAGGGCUUAGGGCUGUGGGUGGUCUGAGCAAAGUGGAUGGGUGGGCUGAACACUAGAGGAGGGGGGCUGAGCACUGGCAGCUGUGAGGCGGACGCCACUAUUGAUUGGGCUCUGCAGGCUGAGACCAGCCAAUUCAAAGCACCAGUGAGCCGAGACCGAUUGGCCCUCCUGAGUUACAAAAUCCCAGCAAAGCUCUCCUCAUUUGCCCCAAAAAAAUAUCUCUCAUUCUCUCCUGUCAAAACGUCCUGUUAGAGAAAGUUUGGGAUUUUGGCUGAAAAUACAUAUUUAUUAAUAUCAUAUUUAUGAUGGAUGUUCCCAAUAGGUCCGUUUUUUUUGACCGACGCGACAUUGUCUAUAUGUCACACUGUUGUAACCAAGAUUGUUCAGAAUAAACACAUCGCUAUGAUGUUGUAGGUGAAACUAAGGUCAAGGGCUUUCCUAGCCAUCUCAUCUCUCCCCUGCAAUCUCUCAGUUUAGAGGGCUUAUUGCUGCUAGCCUAAAGAACAGUGAAACACAGCCUAGCCUAGGGCUGUUCUAUAAUCAUACUCCAUGCAUUGUUCUAUAACCAUACUCUUGUCAGUAUUGAAACAUUGCAUUUGUCGAUCAUUUAAUAUCAGGAUUGGAAAUCCAUUUAAAUUAUAGUCUGUUAAAGGAAGAGGCACGCAAUUACACUGAAGAAAAAUAUAAACGCAACAAUUCUACUGAGUUACAGUUCAUAUAAGGAAAUCAGUCAAUUGAAAUAAAUUCAUUAGGCCCUAAUCUAUGGAUUUCACAUGACUGGGAAUACAGAUAUGGAUCUGUUGGUCACAGAUACCUUUAAAAAAAGGUAGGGCAUGGAUCAGAAAACCAGUCAGUAUCUGGUGUGACCAGAUGCAGCGUGACAUCUCAUUCGCAUAGAGUUGAUCAGGCUGUUGAUUGUGGCCUGUGGAAUGUUGUCCCACUCCUCUUCAAUGGCUGUGCGAAGUUGCUGGAUAUUGGCGGAAACUGGAACACACUGUCGUACACGUUGAUCCAGAGCAUCCCAAACUUGCUCAAUGGGUGACAUGUCUGUUGAGUAUGCAGGCCAUGGAAGAACAGGGACAUUUUCAGCUUCCAGGAAUUGUGUACAGAUCCUUGCGACAUGGGGACGUACAUUAUCAUGCUGAAACAUGAGGUGAUGGCGGCUGAUGAAUGGCACGACAACAGGCCUCAGGAUCUCGUCACGGUAUCUCUGCAUUCAAAUUGCCAUUGUUGUGUUCUGUGUCUCUAUAGUUACAGUCACAUGUUAUUGUGUUCUGUGUGUCUAUAGUUAGUCACAUGUUGUUGUUGUUCUGUGUCUCUAUAGUUAGUCACAUGUUGUUGUGUUCUGUAUCUGUAGGUACAGUCAGCUGGUGCCAUCCCUCCAGGCCAUGCAAUUCUCAGCUGCCACAGGCAUCAGCCGCAUCCUCAUCAUUCUGGGGCUGCUAAAGCCCGCCAUCAUGGGGGACAACAUCGCUGAAGACCUCAUACAGAGACAGGUGAGUCUGACUGGAAUAUUGCUGAAAACCUCAUAAGGCGUCAGGUCCGUCUUAAAGACCAAACUAACAUAUCUGGGAUCAGGUCAACAGCUCUUAUGUUCUCAAUGUCUUAUUUUUAAACCAUGCAUUUGAAUGUGUGAUUUUGAUGUGCCUCAAUAUACCUGGUGACACAACAAAUGAAAUUCCAUACUCUGUUAUUGGGCAGGAGGAGAUGUCCAGGUGUGAUGGUCCAACCUUAUCUUGUUGUGUUAGAGAACAAUCUGUAACAUAGCCACAUGAUGGAGCUAGUGGUAGAGUAACGAUCGUUCCUCAGAAGGAGAAGAGAGAGGGAGAGAGGAAAGGUGGAAAACUGCUCCAGGUUAAAGUCUGAACUGUUAGUUAAAAUAUCUUGGUUCUAUUUCCUGGAACCCACUUUUUGAUGGCAACAUAGAUGAUGGACUUAUUUCAGCUUUUGAAAUAUUACAGUUGUUACCAAGGAGAUAAGGACAUCAAGUGAGUCAUUUUGCUUAAAUUGUAGGGAAAGAGAAAGGUUUGGAGACAAGUUAAGGUUAUAAUGCGUGCGCACACGCGCACACACUCACACACACACUUACUUUCAGGCCAUUGUCCAAUAUUAUCAUAUGUCUUUGUGUUCUCAGAAGUACUUCCUCAGUAACCCAGCCCACCAGAGCAGUGCUGUAGAUGAACAUUUCUUCCUGAAUGAAAGUGCUUCUCAAGUCAGGUGAGACCAACAUACAGUACAUGUGAAUGUUAUAAAGCUGUCAUCACACAAUAAUUUUGGAUAUACACUACAGUAGGUAACGCAAGUGUAAAAGCAAACUUGUUUUGAGAUUUGUAUGUAAUGUUUUGAUUGUUUUUCAGGGAAAUCUCUAAAUUCAAACCCCUCUCCAGUAGGACUUCUGUGAGUGUGAUCAUUGGGGAUUCUUUUGAUGAGCAAAUUCCAGCUCAUCUAAACCACGUGAGUAGUGUACAACCUUCCUCCCUCCAUUAGUCUGUCUAGUGGCUAGCCCAAUUCCACUUCUCAAUCUUCACCCAGAAGUGUGUACUUGUUGGUAAUCAGGCCUACUACUGUCGUGUCGUCAGCAAACUUGAUGAUGGAGUUGGAACUGUGUGAGGCCACGCAAUCGUGGGUAUACAGGGAGUACAGAAGGGGACUGAGGAUGCACCCUUGUGGGGCCCCCAUGUUGAGGAUCAGUGUGGAGGAGUUAAGUCCCAGGGCUGUGAGAUUUGUGGAGAGCUCAGAGGGCACUAUGGUAUUGAAGGCCGAGCUGAACAGCAUCGGAAUAUAUUCCAGUCCACGUGAUCAAAACAGUCUUGAAGCAUGGAUUCUGAUUGGUCAGACAUUUACAUUUACGUCAGCAGAUACUCUUAUCCAGAGCGACUUACAAAUUGGUGCAUUCACCUUAUAGCCAGUGGGAUAACCACUUUACAAUAUAUGUUUACAAUAUGUUUUUUUUCAGACCAGCGUUGGACAGACCUGACCAUCGGAACUUUCCUAUUGAGUCUGUGUUUGUAGGUGGGGAAGAGCAAAAUGGAGUCAUGGUCUGAUUUGCCGAAAGGAGGACGGGAGAUGGCCUUAUACCCGUGUCGAAAAGGCGUGUAGCAGUGCUACAGCGUAGAAUAUCCACCAGUUGGACAGUCAAUGUGUUGAUAGUAAUUCGGGAGCACGGUUCUCAAAUUAGUUUUGUUAAAGUUAUCUGCGACAAUGAACGCUGCCUCUGGGUACGCGGAUUCUGGUCCUCUGUAGCUCAGCUGGUAGAGCACGGCGCUUGUAAUGCCAGGGUAGUGGGUUCGAUCCCCGGGACCACCCAUACACAAAAAUGUAUGCACGCAUGACUGUAAGUCGCUUUGGAUAAAAGCGUCUGCCAAGUGGCAUAUUAUUAUUAUUAUUAUUAUUAUUAUUAUUAUUCAGGGUCCAAUGAAGAUCUUUGAGAUCUUUUUUGGUGUCGGCUUGGGGCGGGAUGUACACAGAAGUAGCGAUAAUCCCUGAAAACUCUCGGAAGGUAAAAAGGGUGACAUUUGAUGACCAAGUAUUCCAAGUCAGGAGAGCAGAAGCUCGGAAGUUCCUGUACGUGUUCCCCGUCGCACUACUUGUUAUUGGUCAUAAAGCAGAGCCCUCCGCCUUUUGUUCUUGCCAGAGUGAGCCCUCUUCCUAUUCGCUCGAUGAACUGUAAAACCCGCUGGUUGUAUAGAAUCUGUUUGGAAGUCCGAGGAAAGCCAGGUCUCAGAAAAACAGAGGAUGUUGCAGAAUCUGAUGUCCCUCUGGAAGGAGAUCCUCGCUCUGAGUUUGUCAAGUUUAUUCACUAAUGAUGGAACAUUGGCGAGUAGUACGCUGGGUAAUGGAGGACGGGUCACCCAGCGUCUCAAUCUCACUAAGACACCCCCACGUCUGCCUCUCCAUCGCUGUCUUUAGUUCCUACUCUCCGGUAGGACUCCCAGGCAACCCAGCGCUAGACCAUUGUUCCGCCAUCUCCGGGAAUUUGGGAAGGUCAGGUGGACGGUGACUACCCAGCGAUUCAUAUUCCAAUCGUUUUACCUGGGGGGUAUGAAGCAAUGCACAAAACAAACUGAGUGAGAACAUUUAAAGAAAAACACUAGAAAAAGUAGAAGCCUGCAAUGUUUUGUAGAAGCUCGAGGCGAUGCGCCAUUCAUCGGCGCCAUCUUAGCCAAUGCCUGCACUAGUUCAGGGGGACUGAACAGUGCACACUUCGGGGAGAAAGGGGAUGGAUGGAAUUGGGAUGAUGCAUAUUGACUGUUUCUCACAGGGCCCUCAAACUAACUCAAAUGAACAUUUGACUGUAUGUGCUUCCAUAUCAGAUGGUGGCCCAGCUUCAGAAGACGUUCAUGGAGCAGACUUACCCCUUGGCCAACCAGAUCCAUGUUAAAGGAGGGGACCGCAGGAUGAUCUACAAGAGACCGUCUGUUGUUAGCAAACACCUGUGGAAGCUGGUGUCCCAACGGCAGUCCAAACAGCAGAGCCAAUGA